AGUCCCUUAGCGUAUCCACAAGAAACGGGAGGUGACCGGUUUCUUGACGGCUCAGUCUCGAAUAGCAACGAUCAAAUCAAACCCCAAAAAAGUUUUAAAACCCCAAAAAAAAACUCUUCGUCGUCUCUCUCUCUCUCCCCUCUCUCUCUCUCUGCGUGUGUGUUGUUUCUACGCGCUGCACCUCAAACUUUUGUUUUUCCCUCCUCUCCCCUCUGUGUUGUCGUGUCCUUCUACAAAAGGCACGUGCAUCCAGACGGAGCGUUGGCGCACCGCAGAGUAAGUUCACUUCGUUGGCCUUGUAUGUUGUUGUCUUCUUUUCUUCUUUUCCCGUCUCUGUCCUCUUUUUGUUUUUUUUCCUUAGGUUUCUGUUGCCGCCAAAGAACGGGAGCCUGUUUGUAGCCGUCGUGGUGGUUGUUUGCCGAGUGUUGCCGCUUGUUUUAUUGUUUCCUUCCUCGUUGGGCCAAACACGAGUAAGUUGUGUCCGCUGCGCUCGUGAGAGAGUAGACCCACUUCUCUCUUUCUCUCUCUCUAUAUAUAUAGAGAGAGAGAGUGUCUCCCUCCUGUUCAAUCUUUCUUGUUCUAUUGUCGCUGUGGAUGUUGGCAUGGGUGUGCGAGUACAAAAAUAAAUAGGUUAUUCUUCUUACUCUGUUGUUUGUCAUUGCUCGCGGCGUGUGUGUGCGCGGUGUAUUGAUUACUUACCAGCUGCUGCGGUGCAUAGCACUCUGAUUCCUACACCUCUCUUUUACCUUUUGUUUGCUUGUUUCCUCUCUCUCUCGCUCCAGCCAGCGCGCGUGCCCUGAUCUUGCUCCUGCUUCCUGUCCUUGCACUUUCCCCUCCCUCGUUCGUUCAGGUUUAUUUAAUUUUUUUUCUCUUUUGUGAGGUCCGCGCCGUGCCACCGUUACUCAGCGGUGUUAUUAUUGUUCUUCUUGUUAUUUCUCCGAGCACGCUCGUGUCCACACGCGUCAGGAAAGGCGGGAGAGUUCUCAGCUGAAACAACCGUGACACACACACACACGUAUAUAUCGUGUUAUCUCCCGAAAAGGCAGAGAAAGAAAAAGAGUUGUGCCACUUCACGUCCCAUUUAUUAUUAUUAUUAUUAUUUCUUUCUUUAUUAUUAUCUGUCUCGGUGUUUCGGCCUCCGCCCGCCUCCGCCCUCGUCCUCCUCCUUCACCUCUGCGUUUCUUCUUUCAUUCGCACCGUGAAGAGGAGCAAAGCAGUUGUACCGGGGCAAGGAAGUCAAGCUAGCAGGAGACCAAAGGAAACCUCAAAGAACAUAUUCUAAAGAAAACAAACGGCGCAGAAGCGAUUUAUAUAUAUAUAUAUAUACACACACACGAAAUGUCAGACCCUGCACCCGCAGCUGACACGCCGUUGGAGCCGCCGAGAGUCCCCGCUGCGGCAAUGCCCGGUGCACCCGCCACCGCAGCCGCAGCGGCCACCGCCGGGGCGAAAGGGGAUGUGAAGAUUCCUCUGGCGACCGCGUCGGCGCCGGCGUCGCCCGCGGCGAACCAAGCCCGGCACAACAGCGCCAAUAACAGCACUAUUGCAGACUCCACAGCCAACAACAAUAGCGGUACCGUUGGUAUCAUCAGCGAUAACACCACCGUCGCGACGCCGAAACCGCCGGCGCCGGCCGAGACGCGCUUGAACGCAAAUGCGAAGUCCUUCACGCCGUCCGCCGUGCCCCCACCGCCACCGCCACCGCCGCCGAUGAUGCCGCCGGCAGCGGCAGGGGGAGGAAAUGGUACGACUCUCCCACCCGCCCAGCAGCCGCAGCACCCACCACCACCACCACCACAGCAGCAGCAGCAGCAGCAGCAGCUACCACUACACCAACCACAACCAACAGCGCCCAAGGGCAAUCACUACAACAAUAGCAGCAGCAAAGCUGUGUUGCCGCCGCCGCCGCCUCCGUCUGCACCGACGGCGCCCGUAUCGGCGAAGGGCGUGCCCGCAAUGCCAAACCCGGGCAGCAAAACCAUGCCGAUGACGCCGCAGUACCCGCCGGGCAUGCAGCCGGGAAAGCAGCCGAUGAUGGGCUUCGGCCCGACCCCUUUUCCAGGUGCGAUGCCGCCAGAGAUGAUGGGCGGUCCUGUGCCUGGCGGGUACAUGAUGCCGCAAGGUUUUAUGCCGCCGCCGCCGGGCAUGCAGAUGCCCCCGCCACCGCAUAUGCUGUACGGCCAGCCAGGCGGACCGCCGCCGCAGGCUGUGCCGGGUGGGAUGAUGUGGAUGCCGCAUCCCCAGCAGCCGAACCCGCAGCAGCCGCCCAACCAGCCGCAGCAGCCCGGCAUGCCGAUGAAUGGUAUGUUUCCGAUGCCCAUGGCGAUGCCACAGAUGCAGAUGCCGCCACCACACGGGCAGCUACCCGGGCACCUGGCCAUGCCUCCACCGCGGCCAGGAUCAGCAGGCCCAGGCGCGACAGCAGCUCCGCUGUCCGCGUCGUCUUCUUUUUCGCAUCCACCCGCACCGGCCGCGGGGCCAAAAGCGGGUGUGGUGCCGUCCCCGAUGCCAAACGCCAAUGCACAACUCCGCCCGCCGUCGCACGGGCAGACACCAAUGCUGCCACAGCCACAGCAGCACCAGCAGCAGCAGCAGCACACACACCCCUUGCCUGGCAUGAUGCCCGGCAUGCCGCCGCCGCCGGGGAUGAUGGCGUACUUCCAGCCCCCUCCCGGUAUGAUGCCGCCUGGCAUGAUGCCGGGUCCGAUGAUGGCCCCGCCAAGCAUGCAGCAACAGCAGCAGCUGCAGUUCCAACAGCAGCAACUUCAGUUUCAGCAGCAGCAGCAGCAGCGGUCAAACACGGUGAACAACAGCGUGCCGAGGCAGCCAUCGCUGACGGUGCCCAUGCCGGGUUGCGGCAAUAGUCUCUCCGCAUCGGGUAUUAUGCUUCCGCCGCCCCCGCCCGUGUCGAACGCCGCCGCAGCAGCAGCAGUGACAGCAGCACCUGGGACGACCGCCGCAGCAGUGGCGACGGCUGCUGCUUCAGGAGCCACGCAGGCCCGCAUCAGUGUGGGCAACGCGACGCUCGCAGCCCUCAACUCGAAGGAGCCGCCGAAGUUCUCGUGUGUGCUGCUCUCUGGCAUCCCGGCAGUCGGCAAGACAACGCUCGGCCGCGAGUUGGUGAACAGCCUUAAAACCGAUGGCAUGGGCUGGGCCUUCUUUAGCGGCGCGGACUUCCUGGUUGAGCAGCAGGGCAAGCGCUCUGUCUGGGAGACAACGAGGGAGGUCUUCGACGCCCUCAGCACCCGCCUGGACGAGCUGCUCGAGCAGCAGCGAGAGAGCCGCAGCAUCAAAGGGCUCGUCAUCGACAAGAACUGCAAGGGCAUUGAGGAUGUGUACUACCUGAACGCGCUGCUGCGGUCAAAGAACAUCCCCUUUGUCGGGAUUGUGGGCCUGGAGUGCGCGGAUGACGAAGUGCUCGUACGGCGCAUGGGCGGCGACGAUGACUUGAAGGAAAAGCUGAAGUUCCACCGCGUGAUUCACGCCCGCAUCGUCAGCCUGGCGAAGAGCGCCGGCAUGUACCGCUUCGUCGACGCCACGAAGAGCAAGGACGAGGUCGUCCAGCAGCUGCGGACGAUGGUGUUGGGGUGCUGUGCCCAGCCGCCCAGCCGCAGCAUCGCCGGGCACCAGUACGAGGACUCCCGCGCCAACGUCAUGGUGGAUGACUACAAGGAGUACAGCGACGUGCUCACGCACCUGUUCAAGUGUGUCAGCAACCGCGGCUCGCAGUUCCCCGGCAGCGCCGACCUGCUCCUGCCCUUCUCCACGAAGGAGAUGACCGACAAGAAGACCGUCAACGCCCUUAAGUCGCGCUACGGCAUCCGCAGGAAGGUCUCCGGCAAUCGCUACCUCCUCCUCUACCACGAGAAGAAGCUGUACCUCGUGCCACCGCACAUGCGCGCGGUGCUGCUGAUGCCGCUGAAGGCCUGGCUCGGGACCCGGCUGGAGGGCGAGAAGGUUGGCACCUUCGUGCUGGAGGGCGACCUGGCUCGCCUCUGCCACGACCGUCAAAAGGAGAUGUUUCUCGUGUACGACGCCUGCUACUGGAGCGAGGCCGCCGACCCGGCGAGCAACACGAUGCUGCACAUGACCUUCGCCGAGCGGGAAGCAUUCCUGGCCGGCAACAUGUGCAACGAGGCGCAGGCGUUCAUCGGGGCGGAUACGGAGUGCGUCGUCGUGCACCAACCCACUCAGAAAAUGAGCACCGCGCUGGACAUGCUCGACUCCGAACUUUACCCGAGCGACGGACUCGUCUUCCAGGCCGUCAACCCGCUGCACCGCAGUGACCACGCCUUUGUGUGGCAGCAGCCGUCGUGCCUGACGGUGGACUUCCGCGUCGGGCGGCAGACGGACACGAAGGCGUCGCACGAGUCGGACGUGCUCGACGGCAACGGGGACUCCCGCCGUGGGUUUCUCCCGUCACAGUCGCCAAGCAAUAGAAGUGUUUCUGCUGCUGCCACGUCUGGUGUCGGUGCUGCUGGCGCUGCUGCUGCUGCUGCUGCGACGCGCCGUGGCAGCACCGACGCCUUCCUCGACCUGCCAGUGCACACCUUCGCGCUGGAGGUGUACGACAAAACGGAGAAGAUGUACGUGCAGUACGAAGACGCCACCGUGGACGUGCGACACCCCGACGUGGUGGAGGGCUGCAUCGUCACCUGCAGCCUCGUGGACGGCAGCCCGCGCCGGUGGCUCUUCCGUCGCCUUCGCUACGACGUCCUGCGCCCGAUAUAUAAGAUGGACCUCGACAAGCUGCUCGGCGCCUGUCUCAUCCCGCGUGCGAAGCUCGUCUCGUGGCUGCUGAGCGAGCAGCUCGUGCCGUCGGAGAUACAGCCGGAUGGGCACGGAGGUGCGGGUGGUGUUGGCGUCGCCGGUGGCACCUCGAACAUCCCGAGCGUGCCACCGCCGUCGUACGACGCAGCCGCCGCGGCGGUCGGCAGCAUGAGCAAGAACGCCGCGCCGAUGGGUCCGAUGGGCGGCACAAAUGGGACGCUGUUUCCGCCACCACCGCCACCACCGCCGCCGCCGCUCCGCGCGUG
This is a messenger RNA of Leptomonas pyrrhocoris, 5036 nucleotides long. RefSeq lists its product as hypothetical. Lineage: Eukaryota; Euglenozoa; Kinetoplastea; Trypanosomatida; Trypanosomatidae. Gene Ontology annotation, biological process: positive regulation of transcription by RNA polymerase II. The annotation marks the transcript as partial. The record is from RefSeq and is a predicted model, not a curated record. The transcript has a single exon. Gene Ontology annotation, cellular component: nucleus. Gene Ontology annotation, molecular function: transcription coactivator activity.